AUGCGGUGCCCGCCCCUAAACUUUAUUGCUUUACAUUAUGCCUACAUCUUUGUCAUGGGACUGUUGUCCAUACCGUUUCUGUACUUGUACGGGAACAUAUCUGCCAUCGAUGCCUACUUUAUGGGUUCGAGUACAUCAACUGAGUCUGGACUCAACGUUGUCAAUCUGAAUGAGCUGAAGCUAUAUCAACAGUUAUACCUGUACUUUGCGACUCUAUUUACACAGAUGGGUUUUGUGAACAUCUUGCUAGUCGUUGUGCGGCUCUACUGGUUCAACAAACACCUUGAUAACUUUGGCCCUGCUUUCCUUCAUGCCCGGAGAAGUGGCCCAGACUCUCAGGAAGACGCUCGCUUGGAAUACGGAGAAUCCAAAGCAACAUCACCAGGCACGGAUGUGGUAGCAGAAACCGGAACCUCUGGCAAACUGACCGGUCCGAGAUUAAAAAGCAAAGAAGAGACCACAAGAUAUGGAGGAGACAACCACCGCCAACAUCGCCUUCAGACCCUGGGCCCCCUUCGGGAGUCAAGAUCUAUAGACCGGGCCGCCGCUCUCGCAUCGUCCAUUUUUGUUAUUGGCAGGGAGCCGACGCCUUCUCUAAUCUCUAGAGAGCUCACAAGGCGUCGUCGAGCAUCCGACGACAUGCCAUACUUGUCCACUGGCGCAAGCAUUGGACGAAACUCGCGGUUCUAUAAUUUGACCAGGCAAGAUCGCAGCGAGCUGGGGGGUAUCGAGUACAGGAGUCUUAAACUGUUGCUCAAAAUAGUCGUCGCCUACUAUUUCGGCGUCCAUCUAAUCGGAGCCAUCGGCCUGGUGGCCUGGAUCCUGCAUGCCGAUUCCAAGUAUGCCGCGCAUCUUGACGAAUUCGCGCAGGACAAAAUCUGGUGGGCCUUUUACACGUCUCAAACUGCCGUUUGCAACCUAGGAUUCACCCUCACGCCCGAUUCAAUGGUGUUCUUUCAAGACUCACCCUGGGUAAUGUUCUGGCUCAGUCUUCUCACGUUUGCCGGCAACACGCUGUACCCGGUCUUCCUACGAUUCAUCUUGUGGACCAUGUCCAAGGUUACGCCCCGAGGCUCCUCGAUCCAGGAACCUCUUCAGUUCUUGCUCACUCACCCUCGCCGUUGCUACGCGCUCCUGUUUCCCGGCGGAACCACAUGGGCGCUGUUCGGCAUCAUUAUCGGCCUCAACUUCCUCGGCACUCUUAUCCUCCUCGUGCUGGAUCUGCAUAACCCGGAAUUCACACACUUGACCCUGGCCCAGCGAGUGGCCGCGGCCUUCUUCCAAUCCGCCGCGGCGCGACACACCGGCGCAGCCUCAUUUACUCUGUCGAAUCUAAGCCCCGGUGCGCAAUUCACUCUCCUGGUCAUGAUGUAUAUCUCCGCAUUCCCCAUCGCCAUGAGCAUUCGUUCCUCCAACAUCUACGAAGAGAAGUCGCUUGGGUAUUACGCGCAGGACCCGACGUACAACGAAGACAGAGGAGCGUCGUAUUUACUCCAGCACAUGCAGAAGCAGCUCGGUUUUGACCUGUGGUACAUUUUUUUGGGGUUGUUUUGUUUGAGUGUCUCUGAGGCGAGUAAACUUGCGGAUCCCAGUGAGCCGGCUUUUUCAUUCUUUGCCAUAUUCUUUGAAGUGGUUUCGGCGUACGGUGGUGUUGGCUUAACCAUGGGCUACCCCGACAUUACUUCAGCCUUGUCGACAGAGUUUUCUACGUUUGGAAAGGUCGUCAUGUGUGCCAUGAUGCUUCGUGGCCGGCAUCGAGGGAUGCCCUAUGGUUUGGACAGGGCCAUCAUGCUCCCCGUCGAGCGGCUUGUGGAGCAUUCUGCAUAA
Molecule: messenger RNA, 1827 nt
Organism: Metarhizium acridum CQMa 102
Lineage: Eukaryota; Fungi; Ascomycota; Sordariomycetes; Hypocreales; Clavicipitaceae
Source: RefSeq, a predicted model, not a curated record